Molecule: messenger RNA, 3087 nt
Organism: Sardina pilchardus (European sardine)
Lineage: Eukaryota; Metazoa; Chordata; Actinopteri; Clupeiformes; Clupeidae
Gene: xk
Product: X-linked Kx blood group (McLeod syndrome)
Exons: 4
Coding region: 150-1484 (444 amino acids)
Cellular component (GO): membrane
Source: RefSeq, a predicted model, not a curated record
GUCACUGCGCCAUCUACAGCUAAGCGUCAAAACAGUUCACACUCGUCUUGGAUAGCCCCGAUGACUGCGGUGUCGAGGUUCAGUCAGCCGUCUCCGAAUCGUCUGCAUAAAAGACUGGGGGAGACGAAGACAAAGAUGGCUGAGUGAUAAUGAGACUGCCCAGCUCGGUGCUUGUCUCGGUCUCCCUGUUCACAGCUGAGACGACGGCUGCGUUGUAUUUGAGCACCACGUAUCGGUCCGCGGGAGACAAAAUUUGGCAGGGCUUCACGCUGCUCUUCACGCUCCUCCCGUCAGUCCUCGUGCAGCUCACCCUGAUAUUUAUCCACCGGGACCUCAGCCGGGACCGACCUCUCGUGCUUCUGCUACACAUACUGCAGCUGGGGCCGAUUAUCCGGUGCCUGGAGGCGUUCUGUAUCUAUGGCAGCGCGGGCACGUUCGAGGAGCCGUACGUCACCAUCACGCGGAAGAAGCAGAUGCCGCGGGGGGGGCGGGGGGGGCGGGUGGAGGAGGUGGAGCGGGAGGUGGGGCAGGCGGAGGGCAAGCUGAUCACCCACCGCGCCGCCUUCGCCCGCACCUCCGUCAUCCAGGCCUUCCUAGGCUCCGCCCCCCAGCUCACACUCCAGCUCUACAUCUGCGUCCUGCAGCAGGGAGUGUCCAUCGGGAGAGGCACCCUGAUGGUCAUCUCUCUGCUGUCCAUCGUGUACGGGGCGCUGCGCUGCAACAUCCUGGCCAUUAAGAUCCGCUACGACGACUACGAGGUGGACGUGCGGCCGGGCGCGUACCUGUGCAUCUUCCUGUGGCGCAGCCUGGAGAUCGCCACGCGCGUGGCCGUGCUGGUGCUCUUCAGCUCCGUGCUGCAGGUGUGGGUGCUGCCCGUGGUGGCGCUCAACUUCCUGCUCUUCACGCUGCACCCGUGGGCGCUCUUCUGGCGCAGCGGCUCGCCCUUCCCCGAGAACAUCGAGAAGACGCUGACGCGCGUGGGCACCACCAUGGUGCUGGCGCUGCUCACCUUCCUGUACGCCGGCAUCAACAUGUUCUGCUGGUCCGCCGUGCAGCUGCGCCUCUCCGACCCCGACCUCAUCGACCAGACGCACAGCUGGCGCCGCGUGGCGGGCUACUACGGCGGGCGCCUCGUGGAGAACGGCGCGCUGACGCUGCUGUGGCACGCCUUCCAGACGGACGUGUACCGCGCCGUGGACCAGCUGGCGCUCGCGCUGCUGCUGACGGUGGGCUACCUGAUGGCCAUCUUCUUCAUGCUCAUGUUCUACCAGUUCUGCCACCCGUGCCGUCGGCUCUUUGGCGCCAGCGCAGCGGCGGGCAUGUGCGAGUGCUGCGGGCCCUCCUGCCUGCUGCUCCACGGGCAUCACGCCGCACAGGUGGCGCCCGACCACCACAAGCAGCCCCCCCUCACCGACGCAGACAGCACCGGGGGCACCUUCGCCACCAACGGAGACCUCAGCCAGAGCUUCUCCAGCAACGCCUAACCCCCCCCCGCCCCCCCCUUCUCUUGCACACUAGACAAGUGCUCCUGCAGAGGAGAGGGGCAACAAUAACCCCCCCCACCCCCCCCCCCUCUCUUGCACACUAGACAAGUGCUCCUGCAGAGGAGAGGGGCAACAAGACUGGACAACGCCUAACCCCCCCCCCCUCUCUUGCACACUAGACAAGUGCUCCUGCAGAGGAGAGGGGCAACAAGACUGGACAACGCCUAACCCCCCCCCCCUCUCUUGCACACUAGACAAGUGCUCCUGCAGAGGAGAGGGGCAACAAUAACCCCCCCCACCCCCCCGCCCCCCCCCCCUCUCUUGCACACUAAACAAGUGCUCCUGCAGAGGACAGGCAACAAGACUGGACAAGCCAAUGAAGACCAUUUGCUUUGCCUUGGAACACCCCAUGCUGGACCGUAGGAGGGAGGCUCAGGACCCGAGCUGACCCCUGGUUGGACCGUAGGAGGGAGGCUCAGGACCCUAGCUGACCCCUGAUUGGACCGUAGGAGGGAGGCUCAGGACCCUAGCUGACCCCUGAUUGGACCGUAGGAGGGAGGCUCAGGACCCUAGCUGACCCCUGACUGACCCCGGCAGCAUGGCCGUGAUGAUCAUCGUAGUUGUAAACCUUCCCAGAGUGCAUGUGGGCGACCUUUAACCUUCGACGCUUAUACAGAAGUGCUGCUUUUGGUCAUGUGAUGUCCGUGUUUGUUUCAAUAUUGUCGUGUUUUUCUGUUUAUCUUUGUGACGUUUACUUACUGAAUUACUCUCUUAUUUAAACUUUGAUAUAUUUAUUUGAUGAUUGUAUGGCUUCCACCUGUCCACUAAUGAGCCGCAUGGCCGUCCUCCACGGCCCACUUAAAGCACACACUCAGGUUUCUUCCAAAAGUACUCCGUCUUUGUUCAUGAAAUCAUUUGCUUCAGACAAAGACAGACAGUAUUCUGUCUUUUGUAUAUAAAAGCAUUUUCACAUCAGCCACUAUUCUAGGCUUAAUGCCUGCUACUAAAAAAAAACAAAUGUAGCCACAUUUAUUUCACAAAGUACCGGAAGAGCUGGCACAUUUUAGGGCCUUACUUUCAGAUGCGUACCUUUGAUCAGUGGUCGGGUGUUUGAAGAGCAACGCUGACACGAUGCAAAAGCAGACAUUAAAACAUCAGCAUUCUUUCUUUUUUUUAAAGUUGAAACUUUGACCUGGAUGCUACAGUGAGCCUUCAUCUGUGUGCAGCUGAUGCGAUCAUGAGCCUUCUGUUCAUCUGUGUAAAGCUGUGAAUGAAACGUGUAUUUGUUUACUUUGUAUUUUUACUAUCCUGCUUGGCACCUGUUGCACGUGUAUUUUUACAGAUUUGCUAAAGAAAGGGACCACCUGUUGCACAUUCAUUAUUGUAAAGGAAAGGAUUGAAAAGAAGAGAAAAAAAAAUGUGUCAGACAAAGACUGCUUGUGAACAGUGCUGCCACCUGGUGGUGAAGGUCCUCUUGUUGAAUGUUGAGUUUUGAGACAAAUGGCAUUGAGCGUCAGCUAACAGCACUGAAUGCUAACCACCUUUUUUAUACACUUUUGUCAUUUAAGCAGAACCAUAAUAAAGACUCAAUAGAUAAAAAGAA